GCUGUGGCCAGGAGGAAACAAGGCCUGAGCACUAUGUGCGCGACUGUGUAAGAAACGCAAGAAAGAAAGAGAGACAAGAAAGAGCGCGUGUGGGAGGAGAGGGAGGAGAUAGGGUGGGAGACAGUGAGAGACCAACCACCCCUGCACAAGAAACAAUGCUCCCCACCCCCUCGACCUCGCACGUCUCGUACGACGUCGUCUACGAGCCGGCCGAGGACUCGUAUCUGUUUCUCGACACGCUCUCGUCGGCAUCGGAAACGGCGUGGCUGCAUGCGCGUUUCUCUUCGUCACCAGUGUCGGUGUUGUCAUCGUCGUCAGAAGAUACGGAGCGGCAGCGGCAGCAAACGACCAGGAUCGGAAGCGAGAGCCAGAGCCAGAGCCAGAGCCAGAGCAGGCCCAAGACCCAGGCAGCUCCUCUCGUGGUCGAAAUCGGGCCUGGGUCCGGCGUCGUGAUCGCCUUCCUGACCGCGCACGCGCCCACCAUCUUCGGCCGCGACGUGCUCAGCCUGAGCGUCGACGUCAACCCCUACGCGUGCCGCGCCGCGAGGACGACGGUGGAGAAGGCCCUCGCGGAGACCCGAGCGGCAGCGGCAGCAACGCAGAAACGGAAAGCAGAGACGGAGGAGGGGGAGAGGAGGGAGGUUGGACAUGGGCAAGGGCAAGGACAUGCUGCGACGCGCGCUCGGGAUGGAGGCAGCGCAUACCUCUCCUCCCUGAACGGCGACCUGGCCAGCCCGCUGCGGUCGGGAGAAGUCGACGUGCUGGUCUUCAAUCCGCCCUACGUCCCUACGGAUUCGGUCCCCGUUGCCCCAGCCGCCAAUAUCAACGCCCCUACUACUACCGCCGCUCCCGGUCCUCUAACGCCUGUCCCACCUCCUCCUGCAUCCUCCAACACCACCGUCCUCCCAAGCUUCGAGGAGCAAUCCGCCCUCCUCGCCCUCUCCUACGCCGGCGGCCGCGACGGCAUGGAAGUCACCACCCGCCUGCUGCGCCAGAUCCCCGACAUCCUGAGCCCCCGCGGCGUCGCGUACGUGCUGUUCUGCCGCGGCAAUCGGCCCGACGAGGUCAAGAGCGCGAUCCGCGCGUGGCCACGCCCGCCGGGUCAGGAGUGGGAGUGGCGCGCCGAGACCGUGGGCUCGAGCGGGAAGACGGCCGGGUGGGAGAAGUUGGAGAUUGUGCGGAUAUGGAGGGAAUGA
This is a messenger RNA of Cladophialophora immunda, 1196 nucleotides long. RefSeq lists its product as uncharacterized. Lineage: Eukaryota; Fungi; Ascomycota; Eurotiomycetes; Chaetothyriales; Herpotrichiellaceae. Gene Ontology annotation, biological process: methylation. Gene Ontology annotation, molecular function: nucleic acid binding; protein methyltransferase activity; S-adenosylmethionine-dependent methyltransferase activity. The transcript has a single exon. Bases 156 to 1196 code for a protein of 346 amino acids. The record is from RefSeq and is a predicted model, not a curated record. Gene Ontology annotation, cellular component: eRF1 methyltransferase complex.